AUGGGCGCUGUAGGUUUAAUACAAAAUUUCCCAUAUGCCGCAAUUUUUAGAUGAUAUCUAGGAUGUUAGCCUACUGAAACUGUUUCUUACUGUUUAUGAUGCUUGAACAGAACCAGUUAUCAAAUGUUUACUGAUAACCGAGGAUCAGUUAACUACUUCAGAUAAUUCAUUUGUUUUCGUUCCAAAAAUAGUACACCGGUUUUAAAAGAUGAGAACAUAAUUUUGUAAUAAAAACUGGAAUACGUUUUAUGUUCCAAUGCAUUUAAAUUCAUUCAUUAACAAUUCGGCGCCAUUUUAUAGUCUCAGUCUUCAACCAGGCUUCCAGUGUGUUGUAAUGCGAGGAUGAACAAAGAGCACGCUAGACAACCACCAUCCAGUUAUUCUCAUCACGAAUUCACAAAUUUAGUUCCAGCCAAUUAAUUAAUUUUGUAAAAAAACCAGAUAGGUGGAUUUGAUGGAGUUAAGCUGUUCCCAACGUUGUCCGAAAAAAGAAGAGGUUGCUUGCGCGUCUUCUGUUUUAAAAAUGAACAUUUCUCAGUAAAAACGUCUUCUGAGAACUGUGACGUACACAAGAGGAAGCUUAUAUUCCCCGAUAUAUGGUUUCAGCAGUUAGCAAAAUGUUUAAUUUCCCUCAGAAACGUGAAGACUCACGGGCGGUGCUAUGAACUAGCACGGGGGGACAACUCCUAUGAUUUAUUUUAUGGAAUGGAAAUAGUGUGUGUGUAGUGAGUAAAAGACUGGAGAUGGGUAAGUCGAAACACGUGCUGGCGGUCGACUUCGAUAUUCUCUUUGGUUCAAUGAAUUUUGUGCCUCAGCGAUGCUGCAUAGCACGGUGAAAGUUGUCUAUUUAGCUAAAACAGCGUUAAGCGACAUUUCUUUAUCCGCAGUCAGGUAGAAAACGUAUUGUGCUUUCAAUUGGUAUGGUUCGGUUUAAUUAUCUUGAAACGCAGAAGAUUUCAGACCUUAACAGAGUUUUCCUAUGCUUAAAGUAAUUUGGCUACAUUAAUAGAAUUCUACGUAAAAAGACGCCGCACAACUCAGCAAAAACCACACGGGACAGAUUUACGGUCUCAUCACGAUAGGGUGUUAGUAAAUUUUUUGAAUGAAAUUUGAAAUAAUCCCCCGACCCAUACAUGCAUGAGGCAAAAGAGUUACUGUCUAUGAGUCUACUGUAAAUGUUUUAUAACUUGAAUCAAAUAAAAUUACAGCAGAAAUUCAGUCCUUCAAUCGCAACUUGUAAGUGUUGCUUCCUCGUAAUUAAAAAAAUUCAAGUAAACAAGAGAGAGUGUUUUUUUAUUUUAAAACCAGUUCCGACUUCCUGGGCGCAUCCUUCCAAUCCUCCCUCUGAUUGCAACCAUUGCUAUGCUAAGCCAAUUUCCGCAGAUCUCAUCGUCAAUGGUUCUGGGUGAAAACGAACUCUACGACCUUGAUGAAGUCGCGGAUGACCCGCAGUUCUUGAACAGUAUAUUAGAAUUGGCGAAAAGGCCGAGAUUUUUGACGCGUCUGGGCAAACGCGGCCGGAAUUUCCAAGCUCGACUCGGAAAACGAACAAUGCAUUGGCAACCUAAGUACCUGUAAGUUCAUGUCAAUAAAUAAAACUUCCAAUGUCAGUCGUUUUCUGACUUUGAUGAGCUUAGACAGUCCUCUAGAAAUGCCAAAGAUCAUGUAAACUAUUUACUUACCGUCGAUUUCUAUCUGAGCAAUUUCUGACAUUAUGAAAACUAGGAGAUUUAAAAAAGACAGGUUUAUUUGCCAGAACAAUGGACAUACGAUCACUGCAUCCCAGAUUAGUAUUCAAAAAUACUUUAUAAGUCUGUAUAAAAAUUCACUUAUCUCCCUAUACCGGCAAAAGCUGCUAAUAGUGAAAAGUAUGCAUUGUAGAAGUCCUUCGUCCAAAAUGCGUUUGCCGUCUCCCCCUACUCUAUCAAGCGUUUGAAAAAAACUCCAAAACGCCAAAUUUACAUAGCUCUUGUUCCGUCAGUUGAGCUUACCUCCUCUCUUCUACCACUUGAAACUCUCCUUUCGCAUGUAUCAACAACAACGCAGUCGUAAAAAUUACGUAUAGUUAUUAUAAUUUUAUCAAAUUUGUACUUCUGAAAAUUGGGCUUAUUCCAACCUCCACUGAAUCUCAGCGCAGUGAUAUUGUACCUCAUUAGCAGGCGGCCACAUAGCAAAGGAAAGGUUCGACAGGCAUUUAAAUAAACUUCGUCCGGAUUUGAAUAUUUUUAUAACUAACGAAGAUGUAAAUGUAAUUGAACAUCCGCACGUACAUGCAGAUUACACACAGGGUUUAGGCCAGAAUUUUUUUGCAAGAUAAUGAGUCAGUACCUCCUUAAACACUUCGCUGCAGGUGGUCGUGGAGAUACUCACGUUCACAUGAUGAUGAAUGGUGUUAAUUGUAAACUUUUGUUUUAAAGUACGGUGACAGCCAACCAAAGACGUUCCUCGAACAACUUAAUCGAGAGGUAAAUAUUAGAUGAUUUUUUGGUGCUCCUUCGGCUCAUUGACAGGUUUUGUUUUUCAUUUCGCUCUUAGGCCGCAAACGGAGUUAGCCUAA
This is a messenger RNA of Spirometra erinaceieuropaei, 2557 nucleotides long. NCBI's taxonomy places the organism in Eukaryota, Metazoa, Platyhelminthes, Cestoda, Diphyllobothriidea, Diphyllobothriidae. The record is from the annotation of a GenBank genome assembly.